Gossypium raimondii (Peruvian cotton) is the source of this 3016-nucleotide messenger RNA. RefSeq lists its product as uncharacterized. Gene Ontology annotation, molecular function: methyltransferase activity; oxidoreductase activity. The coding region runs from base 177 to 2798 and encodes 873 amino acids. The record is from RefSeq and is a predicted model, not a curated record. The transcript is spliced from 25 exons. Lineage: Eukaryota; Viridiplantae; Streptophyta; Magnoliopsida; Malvales; Malvaceae.
UUUUAAGUAAAUGAUAAUAUAUAUUUUAAUAAGUCUUGCUGCUCCUCGAUGGUGAUUUUUAACAUUUUUUUCCUAUAUAUAUGACCUUGGGGAAAGCAAUAAGGAAUCCAUUGGCCGUUUUUCUUGGCUUUACUCUCCUAGCCAUUUAAACGUAAAGCAGUGUACCGGCGGCAGUGAUGGGAGUGGCGGUGAUCGGAGGUGGGAUAAAAGGGUUGGUUUCGGCCUACGUACUGGCCAAAGCCGGCGUGGACGCGGUGGUUUACGAGAAAGAAGAACAAUUAGGCGGCUAUGCAAAGACUGUUAACUUCGACGCCCUUGAUUUAGACCUUGGCUUCUUGUUUCUCGAUCCAGCAAGAUAUGCCACACUGUUGAAUAUGUUCGACUGCCUUGGUGUUGAUGUAGAAACAUCCGAUGUUUCAUUCUCUGUAAGCCAUGACAAAGGCAACAAUGGCUAUGAAUGGUGCAGCCAAUAUGGAUUUUCCAAUUACUUUGCUCAAAAGAAGAAACUGUUGAACCCUUUCAAUUGGCAAAGCCUCAGAGAGAUCAUCAAAUUCGGCAAUGAUGUCGAAAGUUACCUUGGAUCACUUGAGAACAACCCAGACAUUGAUCGUACUGAGACCUUGGGACAGUUUAUAAACUCAAAGGGCUACUCUGAAAAUUUUCAAAACACUUAUCUGGCUCCUAUAUGUGGUUCAAUGUGGUCAAGCUCCAAGGAAGAUGUUAUGAGCUUUUCAGCUUUUUCCAUCCUUUCAUUUUGCCGUACUCAUCAUUUGUACCAGCUAUUUGGGCAGCCACAGUGGUUGACUAUCAAAGGGCACUCACAUUUUGUUAAAAGGGUUAGGGAAGUGCUGGAGACUAAAGGUUGUCAAUUUAAACUAGGUUGUGAAGUACAAUCUGUUUUGCCUGUUGAUAAUGAUACCACCAUGGUCUGUGGAGAUGGUUUCCAAGAAACUUACAAUGGAUGCAUAAUGGCUGUCGAUGCUCCCACUGCCCUAAAAUUAUUAGGAAACCAAGCAACAUUUGAAGAAACAAGAGUACUGGGUGCUUUCCAAUAUGCUACCAGUGAUAUUUUCCUUCACCAGGACAGUACUUUAAUGCCACAAAACAAAUCAGCUUGGAGUGCAUUGAAUUUUCUCAAUGGUAGCAAAAAUAAUGCAUUCUUAACAUACUGGCUCAAUGCACUACAGAAUAUUGGGAAAACAAGUGAGCCAUUUUUUGUGACUGUCAAUCCAGACCAUACCCCAAAGAAUACCUUACUUAAGUGGUCAACCGGCCAUGCAAUUCCCUCUGUUGCUGCAUCAAAAGCUUCACUUGAGCUUGGUCAGAUUCAGGGAAAGAGAGGAAUCUGGUUCUGUGGCUAUGACUUCAAUCAGGAUGAACUAAAGGCUGGUAUGGAUGCUGCACAUGGUAUCUUGGGAAAGCAUUCUUCUGUUUUGGACAGUCCAAAGAAUAUGUCACCAUCUUUACCAAAGAAUAUGUCACCCUCUUUCAUGGAAACAACGGCACGCCUCUUUGUUACUAAAUUCUUUCAACAAUAUAUAUCUAUGGGCUGCGUAAUUUUCUUAGAGGAAGGAGGCAGAAUUUUCACUUUCAAAGGAAACAUGGAAAAGUGUCCUCUUAAAACAGUUCUGAAAGUGCAUAAUCCUCAGUUUUACUGGAGGAUCAUGAAAGAAGCUGAUAUAGGCCUUGCAGACGCAUAUAUCCAUGGAGAUUUUUCUUUUCUUGAUGAAAAUGAUGGCCUUCUUAAUCUUUUCCGGAUUCUUGUUGCCAAUAAAGAGAACUCAGCUGCCUCAGGGUCGAAUAAAAGAAGGACUUGGUGGUCACCUGCUCUGUUAACAGCUAGUAUAUCAUCUGCAAAGUAUUUUGUGAAGCAUCUCUUGAGACAGAAUACUAUUACACAAGCUCGUAGGAACAUUUCUCGUCAUUAUGAUCUGAGUAAUGAACUUUUCUCUCUAUACUUGGGCAAAAUGAUGCAAUACUCUUCUGGAGUCUUUAGGACAGGAGAAGAACAUUUGGACGUUGCACAGCGAAGAAAAAUCAGUUCUCUAAUUGAGAAAACAAGGAUAGAGAAAUGGCAUGAAGUUCUCGACAUUGGGUGCGGUUGGGGAAGCUUAGCUAUUGAAACUGUGAAAAGAACAGGAUGCAAAUAUACUGGCAUCACUCUAUCAGAACAGCAACUGGAAUAUGCUCAAGAAAAAGUGAAGGAAGCUGGACUCGAGGAUAACAUCAAAAUACUUCUCUGUGACUAUCGCCAGUUACCUAAGGAACACCAAUUUGACAGAAUCAUAUCUGUAGAGAUGGUAGAACAUGUUGGUGAAGAAUAUAUUGAGGAAUUUUACAGAUGCUGUGAUCAAUUACUGAAAGAAGAUGGACUUUUCGUUCUACAGUUCAUAUCUAUCCCAGAGGAGCUUUCCAAAGAAAUCCAGCAAACAGCUGGUUUUCUUAAGGAAUAUAUAUUCCCUGGUGGAACCCUGCUUUCUUUGGAUAGGAAUUUAUCAGCCAUGGCUGCUGCAACAAGAUUCAGUGUGGAGCAUGUGGAAAACAUAGGAAUGAGUUAUUACCACACACUGAGAUGGUGGAGAAAACUUUUCCUGGAAAACACAAGCAAAGUUCUGGCUUUGGGGUUCGACGAGAAGUUCAUGCGGACAUGGGAAUACUAUUUUGAUUACUGUGCUGCUGGUUUUAAGACAGGAACCCUUACAGAUUACCAGGUUGUAUUUUCGCGAGCUGGUAAUUUCGGUACACUUGGAGAUCCAUACAAAGGUUUCCGUUCUGCAUAUUCCUUCAUGGAUGAUUGAACAAAGUGUUUGAAUAUAUGAUCACCAUACAAUGAUUCAACCAGCUGGAUCAAACUGGUACCAGUGUUUACCUAGUCCCCUGCUUUUGUUUACUUAUGGUUUUCGUUUCGUUGCGAAAAAGAAAUAAGCAAAUAAUGUAUGUUAAUAAUGAAAUGUUUGUAUCUGGUAUAUCUAUGCUGGUUGGAUAUUAUGUAUGGAGAUCUGUUUCUUUUUAAGAA